CAACCUCAGGGCCAACUGGAACACGAGAAGCUGUUUACAUUCCCCGAAGAGAAAAAGGAAGUCCGAGGAGAAUGUUUGGCUUAUUUGAAAUGUGCGUCAAGCUUUCCGUUACUGAUAGACCAGAGAAGCAGCAGCACAGGGCAUGAAGUGUGUGGUGAAGAGCCGAGGCAGUGAGGAGGACACCUUUUGAGGCAUCUCAUGGUUGAGGCUCACACAGCUGUGGUAUUCCAGGGAGAAUCCGGAGGGGAUCUUGCUUGUGCCUCAGAAUGGCUGGGACCAAGGCUUGGACACCCAGAAGAGGAAGAGCGAAGAUUACUGUCCCCUCUAACUGAUCAGAGGCACUUUUUUGAAGCGAGUGACCAGUCACAUACUAAAGUGACGCCUCAUGGAAGUGACCCCAAUGGCAACUUCAAAAACACAAGGGAGACUAUGGAGUGCUAGUUGUGUUAACGUUGCCUCCAAGCAUCCAGCCAGGGCACCAGUAGGCAACAGAGCAUAUGGAACCAUCAGUGCCAAGUAUAAAGGGCCAGGACCUGGGAAAUAUGGCAGGCAACCUUGCACUGGCAUUAAGGACCAUGACUUCACCAAGUAUGCGGAACCAGCCUACACGAUGCGUGUGAAGUCCUCAGAACGAAUUAUCUCUAUCCUGGAGAGUCCUGGACCCUGCUACUUUGUGGAUCCGAGCAUUUCCCAUUUAGGAAUAUGGAAACCAGCAUCAUUCCGCAUGGCAGCAGAGAGAAAGAAGACACCAGGUCCACACGGGACACCUGCCCCAAAUGAGUAUUAUGUGGAGAAGAUCCACCCACCAGACGAGCCAAAUGCACCAGCGUAUACCAUGGGCCACCGGACACAGUACUGGGAGAGCAGCCCGCACCCCGGCCCCAACCAUUACACCCUCCCAGAGACACUGGGCCCCAGAUUACCGAUCAAUAUAUCUGCCCCCUGCCUCACAAUGGGUUCCAACGCAUGCGUGUGGGGCUACGCUACAGACCGAGUGAAAGGUCCUGGCCCGGCAAUGCACAGUAGACCCGAGCCGAAUGUUUACCUGCACCGCCAGCCUGCCUACAGCCUGUACCAAAGGCUCCCCCCUUCCAGCAAGGACUAUAUCCCAGGCCCCCCUGACUACAAUGCCGAGGAAGUCGUGGUCCACAAACCCAGGGCGCCACGCUUUAGCCUGGGGAUCCGGCACUCCGACUACAUCACCAGCACGCCCACGAUGUGCAUCAUCAAAGAAUGAGCAUCUUCCCAGGUGGCAAUGGCUAAUCCAGAGAGCUCGUUGCGGUGCCGAGAUCUCCUCCUCGGCCCAGUUUCAGCAGCCAGAGGCAGAGAGCUCGCCUAGAUAGCAAUUCUUUUCGAGGCUGGCUUGGGAACCGUGUUGUGACUUAUUGGGAGGAUGUCCCACUGGACCUGCAGCGACGUUUUCCAGGCACUUACGAAAUCAAAUCAAACAAUAAAGCAAUCUCAUAA
Molecule: messenger RNA, 1467 nt
Organism: Hemicordylus capensis (graceful crag lizard)
Lineage: Eukaryota; Metazoa; Chordata; Lepidosauria; Squamata; Cordylidae
Gene: CIMAP1C
Product: outer dense fiber of sperm tails 3 like 1
Exons: 6
Coding region: 386-1237 (283 amino acids)
Cellular component (GO): cytoskeleton
Source: RefSeq, a predicted model, not a curated record